This is a messenger RNA of Trichoderma atroviride IMI 206040, 1848 nucleotides long. The record is from RefSeq and is a predicted model, not a curated record. NCBI's taxonomy places the organism in Eukaryota, Fungi, Ascomycota, Sordariomycetes, Hypocreales, Hypocreaceae.
AAUCUCUCCGAAUUCCAUCACACAAGAAGUUUUGCUUCUUCCAUCAAGGUGCCGCAAUCCCGCCCUCCUUUUGUUAUAUUCUCCGCGGCGAGAAUCUCUCACAACAUGGCCGGACCAGGCAUCUGGCGGCUUCGCUGGAACAAGGCCAUUGCUGAAGGAGCUGGAUAUUUGUUGGUUGUCAUGAUUUGCUUGGCGAGCGAGCUGCUGAUCUGGGGCCUGAGCCGGACCUUGGCCUCGGCGGGCUUGGAGUUCUUCUCGACCAUUGUCGGCUUGGUGCUGGUUUUUGCUGUGAGCACGGCGAGUUGGGCCAUGUGGAAGACGACUGACGACUUCUAUCGGAGGUGGCUCAAGAAGAGGGUUGACUUUAUCAAUGCCCACCUAGGCGCGGGAUUCUCUGUGCCGAUGAUCAUGCUGGACCAAGACGAGAUGCUCAAUGGCGGCGAGAUUGGGCGUGUCAUUGGCUCGUUCAUUGCGACCAACAUCGUGUCCUGGGUCACCGUCUUCUUCCUCUCUGUGGCGGCCAUCAGCGGAAUCGCAAAGCUAAUACCACAGGAAUCUUCGAGAAAGGGCUCAAUCAGCUCCGAAAAAAGCAUUGCGCCGUCGUCGUCAUUUGACGAAGAGAUCAGCUCGGCCGACUUGGAAGAAGAUGCUAGACCCCAACCAGCUACACAAGCACAAGGCAGGGCCUCGUGCCCGGGAAUUCCAGAUUCGGAGAGGCAAACAAGUCCAAACGAGCAAACUGCGCCAUCGAACAAUGAUGAAUCAUCUACUUGGAGCUUUCUUUCACGACACUACCCGAUUCUGCUAUCGCUGCUUCUCAUCUUCACUGUUGGCUUGCCUCUUGCUGUUGCCGCGAAUGAGGAGCGUCUCCUGGAUGGCUUCGUCCUCUGGUUCGUCUGGAUAUCCUCUGUUCGAUCUCAGCGCGCUUUCAAACACUCCCAGCUAUGCAAUUACUCUACGCCGUUGAAGAGGGGGCUGGCAACAAUGAUGAAUCCCGUCUUGAUAACCACGCUACUCAUGACAGGAUACACCAGGGCCAAGGCUUCCGUUCUGGAGCCCGGCGGCCUCACCAGGACAUUGAAAACAUUCAGCGGAGGCUCACCACUCUAUGCCAUCUGGACAUCUGCCGUCAAUGGCGUGCAGAUAACAAACAACCCAACUGGCUGGUUCGGCGCUGGCGACGCCGCGCUCUCGAUGCUUGAAUGCGGCAUUCUCAUAUGGGGCUUCAAGCUCUCAGAAUGUCGCCAUCAAAUCUUUAGCAUCGCCGGCCUUUUUUCCAUCAUACUGUGUACCGCGGCCGCAGCAGGCAACGUCGUCCUCUCUGUUCUCGCCAGUCGAGCUUUAGGUCUCAACGCGUCCGAGGCUCUCAGCUUCGCGGCCAGAAGCACAACACUUGCCCUCGCUAAACCUGCCACGGAGGCGAUUGGUGGAAACAGCCCCGUCAACGCAAUGCUCGUUGUGAGCAAUGGCAUACUGGGACAGCUUCUAUAUCCGUUCAUCUUGGACAAACUGGGCGUGAGCAGACAUGAAGACGACGACAAGACGACAGUUGCAACAACAACUCACGAAACAAUGAUGACAGCCGACGUCAACUCUAACAACACAAUACCCUUGUUCCCCAAAUCAUGGCAUCAAACCACUUCCACAACAGACAGCCCCGUCACCGUCGCCGCAGGCAUAGCCAUCGGCGUCAACGGCGCCGCAAUGGGCGUGUCCUACCUCUACGAAACACGAAGCCGCGCCGCGCCAUACGCAGCCCUGUCGAUGAUGGUCUUUGGCGUGAUGACGGUGGUGUUUACGACGGUAGAGCCGUUUAAAAGCACACUUGUUGGCUUGGCGACCCGAUAA